Molecule: messenger RNA, 822 nt
Organism: Megalobrama amblycephala (Wuchang bream)
Lineage: Eukaryota; Metazoa; Chordata; Actinopteri; Cypriniformes; Xenocyprididae
Exons: 2
Coding region: 22-822 (266 amino acids)
Source: RefSeq, a predicted model, not a curated record
ACGGCAAAGUCUCUCUAAGAUAUGGCCAAUCAGUUGAAUGAAGCUCUCCACCUCAGGUAUGAGCGUGCACACCUGGCUUACCUGUCCACUGUUAAGAAUGUGCUGGAUGGGGAUAGUGGACUUUAUGGUCAGCAGACCAUCACAGGGGCACUAAGAGCAACAAAUACCCCUGCUCCAUUCGGUGAAUAUGGUGAUGUGGUCGGCUGGUGCGGAGUAACAGUCUCAGCCCACUACUUGGUUGACUGCCUCAUUCAGGAGUACCAUAGGCAGGAGAGCACACUCAAUCUGCUCCUCCAAGGCACAUUUGGACAAGCCUUAAGGGCUGACCAUACCCGCAAAGUGGCCCGUAAGGUUGUGCUUGCAUCAGGUACUAUGUCGUCAUACGCUGUGAUGAAUGAAAACUGGAUGGUCUUGUCCUGGGUGAUGCUGCAGUCUGAAAGUGAUAAAUCCCUGCAGCCAAUGUAUGAGGGGCUGUCCCGUCGUUACAUUUUUGCAGGACUGCCAAAAGCCAACUACCAGUGGGUUGACAGAGAUUGCUGUGCUGCCUUCAGGAUCCCAAACCCCGAGCCCCAGGAGCACCUCCUCUGGGAUUCUUGGAAGACCACUGAGGCUAUAGUGGCUUCGGCAACCUCUGGGCAUCUCAUCAACACCUGUGCCUCCCGCAAAGAAUACAACAGCAAUAUCAACAUCAAGCUGGACUUGUUUCACUGCAUGCGGCGGUUCUCCAGAGAGUGUGUGUCAGAGCACCAUCCACUGCACAGUGCUUUCUGCAAGUUUCUGUCAGCAGCUUUCAGUGUUGUGGACCAGACGGACCUAGCCUGA